CCUUAUUGAUCCGCACUUCAUUCAAAAUUUGGAAUCUGGAUAUGUUUCUGCAAUUUUUAAAUUAUCAAUUCUGUUAUAUAUUUUUAUAUUUAUCCAAUGACCUAUUAUAAGAAUUCGUUCAUAACUCAGUCAUUAUAGUUUUUUGAUUUCAAUAAAAAUGGAGGAUAUAAGUAUGGAUGUAUCCAAUUCGUCGACUAUACAUUUUGACGAAAAUGAUGAUUCCGACGAGUGGGAUGAAAUGGAGUUGAAUGCUGAGCAAACGUCAUGCCUUUUUUGCGAUAAAGUAUUCUUGACUAUUGCUGUUGCCUUAGAUCAUUGUCGAACAGCACACAAUUUUGAUCUACUCGAAUUGAAAACAAAGUUUCAAAUGGAUUGUUAUUCAUAUAUCAAAAUGAUCAACUAUAUAAGAAAAAAUAAAAGUGCUGCUGAAGAAAUUAUGAAAGGGUCAUCUUCAUUGUGGGACAGUGACGAAUACUUGAAGCCUGGAGAAACAGAGAAUUGGUUGAUGUAUGAUUUUGAUGAUUUGGGCACUGCACCAUCUACUCCUCAUUAUGCCAUUGAUGGAAAAGCACCAAUAAGCAAUAUAAGCUAUUCAGAUCUUCAACGCAAAAUAAAUCUCCUUGAAUAUCAGUUGAGAGAAAAAUCUAUUUUACUUGAAAAUGCCAACAAAGCUAUAGACCAAAUGAAGCAAGUUACAAAAACUAUAAUUGAAGGAUCAGAUAGUGAAGUACCAAUGCCAACAACUUGUUCUCUCAAAGGUGAUAGUGACUAUUUUCAAUCAUAUGGACAUUUUGGAAUACAUCAUGAGAUGCUCAAUGAUCGAGUGAGAACAGAGGGCUACAGGGAUGCAUUUUUAAAAAAUACUGAUAGUUUUAAGGAUAAAAUAGUCUUAGAUGUAGGCUGUGGUACAGGUAUUUUAUCAAUGUUUGCUGCCCAAGCUGGAGCUAAGAAAGUGUUUGGGAUUGACCAAUCUGAAGUGCUUUAUAAAGCUAUGGAUGUCGUAAGACAAAAUAAUCUUCAAGAUCAAAUCCAUUUGAUGAAGGAUCAAAUAGAAAAUGUUGGUCUUCCUGUUGAUAAGGUGGAUUUUAUUGUUUCUGAAUGGAUGGGUUAUUUUUUGCUUUUUGAAGGAAUGCUUGACAGUGUGCUCUAUGCUAGAAACAAGUUUUUGGCACCAAAUGGGAGGCUUUUACCAAAUAGAUGCAAUAUCAGUUUAUUAGGAAUAUCAGAUUUAGAUGCCCACAACAAAUAUAUAGGAUUUUGGGAUGAUGUUUAUGGAUUUUCAAUGAAAGCCUUGAAAGCAGAAGCACUCAGUGAAGCAUUUGUAGAUACAGUGCCCAAAGAAAAAAUCAUAACAUCAACACAAGUUCUCAAAGAAUUUGAUCUGGAAACAUGUGAUCAGUAUGCUUGCAAUUUUACCUCCAAUUUUGAUUUAGAAAUCAAUGAGGAUGGUGUCUUGACUGCUUUAGUGGGUUACUUCGACAUAUUCUUCGAUUUACCAAAUUUGGUAAUGUUCUCUACUGGACCCCAAGUUGAAAAGACUCAUUGGCAACAGACCAUUUUUUAUUUGAACAAAGUAGUUGAAGUAAAAAAAGGUGAAUCUUUGAAAGGUACCUUAUCCUGUACUAAGGCAAGAAGCAAUGUGAGAGGGCUCAAAAUUGUUAUAACAUUAGGACAAACUAAACAUCAAUAUUAUAUGUCUUAAAUAAAACUGUUCAUUUUA
Messenger RNA from Harmonia axyridis, 1720 nucleotides. RefSeq names its product protein arginine N-methyltransferase 1 (gene Art3). The record is from RefSeq and is a predicted model, not a curated record. Bases 158 to 1702 code for a protein of 514 amino acids. Gene Ontology annotation, biological process: peptidyl-arginine methylation. Gene Ontology annotation, cellular component: nucleus. The transcript has 8 exons. NCBI's taxonomy places the organism in Eukaryota, Metazoa, Arthropoda, Insecta, Coleoptera, Coccinellidae. Gene Ontology annotation, molecular function: protein-arginine N-methyltransferase activity.